AUGGCGAAUUUCAUGAAUAGUCUUUCUGUGUUGAUACUAAUGUUCGUAUUAAUCUUCGAGUGCAUGUUAAUUGUACCUGGAGUAGUUUCAACACCAGCUCCAACACAAGAAAUAAUAGACAUUACUAAUCUUCCACCUCAAAGUGUUGAAGUAGCUUAUCUUGAAUCACCAGAUUCAGAAAUAGCUCCUGAUGAGGCUCAACCAGGGUAUUUUGAAUACCUAGAUAAUUGCACAAAACAGAUACCUGAAGAAUGUGGUACAAAUAUAAUUGGUGGGUUGUUUGGAGAUGUUGUUGUUAGUAAAUAUUGUUGCAUAAAUCUUGUAGAAAUGGGUCAAGAUUGCCAUUUUGCAUUGGUGAAAGAAUUUGGUAAGUUGAAGGUUGACAAGAAAGAACCAUAUUAUAAGAAAAUAGAGUAUUUUAAGUAUUUUCUUCCAAAGACUGGACCAGGAGUGUGGAACCAUUGUGUUAAAAUUGUCAAAGGGAUUGAUGUAGCACCUUCUCCAUCUCUUUUCUAA
Molecule: messenger RNA, 516 nt
Organism: Telopea speciosissima
Lineage: Eukaryota; Viridiplantae; Streptophyta; Magnoliopsida; Proteales; Proteaceae
Exons: 1
Coding region: 1-516 (171 amino acids)
Source: RefSeq, a predicted model, not a curated record